AUGAUCGAAAUCGAGUGGGACGCCCCUGAAGCAAGCGGCAGUCAUCGUCGCUACCGCAAGGCAUCCAUCAUCCACGGAUGGGUUACCAAGCUCCGUGGUACUCUGACCGACAAUGAGCGGGUCAGAAGUCGGGGCAUCCGCGAGAUGCGGGAGGCCCGCGCCAUCCGGGCGUACAAGAAGCAGAAGGCUGCUCAGUUCAAAGGGGGUGCCAAGGGCGCGAGCGGGUUCCUUUACCUGCUCUCCUUCUGGCCUGCAAAGCGGGCCCAGACGCAGAAGCAGCUUGUCGUCCGGCGACACCACUCGUCCCACCAUCGCAAGGGCAGCAGCAGCCGCUCUUCUUCCCGUCCCAGCACCCACCGCCGCGGCACUAGCAGCGGAACUUCGGGGAAGUCACGUCGGCCUGACGAUGUGCAGGCAGCCCAAAUCGGACGGCAUACGUCUCAGGGCAGGCGUCAUAGCGAGCGGCAGAGGCAUCACGGGAGCAGCAAGCGGUAG
Molecule: messenger RNA, 495 nt
Organism: Postia placenta MAD-698-R-SB12
Lineage: Eukaryota; Fungi; Basidiomycota; Agaricomycetes; Polyporales; Adustoporiaceae
Exons: 2
Coding region: 1-495 (164 amino acids)
Source: RefSeq, a predicted model, not a curated record